Molecule: messenger RNA, 813 nt
Organism: Ilex paraguariensis (yerba mate)
Lineage: Eukaryota; Viridiplantae; Streptophyta; Magnoliopsida; Aquifoliales; Aquifoliaceae
Source: the annotation of a GenBank genome assembly
AUGAGCCAACUUCAAGGAGUGGAGGGAAAGCUACUGCAGUUCAACUAUAAAAGGAAGGCUCAUGGAUACCAGUCAUUAAUCAUGAUUUGGGAUGGCACAAGUGAUCUUGAGAUAGGGACGAAAAGAGUGUCUGUUAAUCAAAUUGGGAUGAUGAAACAACCAAAAUCAUUCAAUUCGGUAGCUGGUUUAGUUCAGCCACUAGAAGCCUCAACAAUAGGCUGCUUCGACAACACAAUACCAUCCAAAGAGGUUCUCGAUGUGUGGCGAAAUGCCAAAGUCGUAUACUUUGAUGUGGACAACACAGUCUGCCUAAAUGAGGGCAUUGAUGAACUUGCAGAAUUUUGUGGAGUUGGAAAGGCAGUUGUAGAGGGGACUGCUAGUUUGACAUUUCUUUUUUCCUUAGUUUUUGCCAAGGAAAUAAAUGGUUCUAUGCCUUUUGAGGAAGCUUUGGCUGCCAGACUCUCUCUCUUUAACCUUUCGCUGGCUCAAGUCCAAGAUUUCCUUGAGAAAAGAUCUCCAAGGUGUGGGAACUGUACUUUCUUAUCAGAAGCACAUCGCACUUCUUGGUUGAGGGAUAAUGGUACCAAUGUCUAUCUGGUCUUUAGUGGCUUUCGCCAAAUGAUCAAUGUAUUCAUUCUCUUGAAGCCCGUUGCAUUUAUUCUUGGCAUACCACUUGAAAACAUUUUUGCCAAUAAACUGCUGUUUGGAGCUCUGGAGAGUUUUUGGGGUUUGAUACAAAUGAGCCAACUUCAAGGAGUGGAGAAAAAGCUACUGCACAUUGUAGAUGAUCAGUCAAUUUGGUGUUUGUUUUAG